Anopheles nili is the source of this 1593-nucleotide messenger RNA. RefSeq lists its product as uncharacterized. Lineage: Eukaryota; Metazoa; Arthropoda; Insecta; Diptera; Culicidae. The record is from RefSeq and is a predicted model, not a curated record. Bases 1 to 1593 code for a protein of 530 amino acids. The transcript has 3 exons.
AUGCCACCCACCAACGGAAAGAAGCCAACGAAACUGUGCCGCCGCACUUUUUUCCUGCAAACCGGUACGGCUCCAACAAUUGCAGAAAUACGUUCCGAGCUUGGGCCCGACCUGGCGGACAUCAUAAUCAACACGCUGGAACCAAGCCAACGGUCGGCAGUGCAACCGGAGCGUUUAGUGCUCGCCCACGGCGAUAUCAAACCCACAGGACACGAUCCUGAGACCGGUCGCGAGCAAAUUCAUGAGCACAUCCUACAGCUUGGCGGUGGCAUUUCGAAGCGUGUCGAUUGCUAUUGGAGAGACCGCUUGAGGCAGGUCGCGUCGGCUGGAGCUAGCGCUGACGAGAUGUCCUUUUUGCGCUUUGAAUGUCAGCAGAAAAUCAGCAUCGCUCGCGAGGAAGAACGUAAGCGAUACGAUGCCCUGCUGGAGCGGUUGCAGUUGAACCUGGCGCAACAUUUCUGGGAAGAAAAAGGAGAUCUUCACCGUUCGUACGCGAAAGCCCGCGCAUUGUGGGGUGAGUUUGUGUGCCGGAAGGUUCGAAAACAGGCCAAGGAUAUGCUGCGGAAGAUCGCUGUCCACUACAGGGCCGAACUCGAGCGAGAAGUCGAGAUUAGGACGCAAAUCGAAAAGGACCGGAUUUCGGCGGAGAUGGAACGAAUUGUUAAAGCCGCAGUAGACCAACAAAAGCGAGUAGACGAACGAGCGAUACAAUGGCUGUUUUAUCAGUAUGAAGAGUUGUUCAAGUUUACUAGCGAGUACCACGAAUGCCUCCAGACAGUGGAAAUGAUUCGCGAACUUUGUAAGUUGCAUUCCGAUCAGCUGGAAUGUCGCUCAACGCAGCUUUCGGGCCAUUCGUUGUCAUUUGAGCAACCAAUUGUUGAGCAGUCGGAAUCAAGCUCCAGCAGUGUGUCGUUGACGGAUCUCAAGGAUGGCGUUGUUAUGCCAUCAUGCAGCUUAUCCAAGUACAACGUGUUCGUAGUGAGCCAAUGCUUGCCUGAGCCUGAAUGCGAAUCGAUUGAAUUGGAAAGAGAAAGUGUGAUCGAGUCCUCAGCAGAAGAAUCUUUGGAAGCUAUAAGCACCUCUGAAAGUGAAUACACUCCAAGUGAGGAUGAGAGUGCUCGAUCUUCGAUCGAGAAAAUAAUCAUCGGAGGAUUGACUUAUGCUCAGCCCAAGUACUAUACAAAAGUGUACAACGAACUUUUUCGGGAUGUUGUCAUGAGCUGGCAAAAAACGGAAUCAACGGAAACAGCAGACGUUCCAAAUGAUGUUUGUUGUGAUGGGGGUUUAUCUUCCAGUACAACUACUGCUAGUUCAGAAAAAUCAUCCUCCAGUACGACACUUAAAAGUGAACCGAGCUAUCGGGAGAGCUACGACGCUGCGGCUGAAAUUCAGCUAAUUUUAGGACCUACGGAAAUUAUUCCAUCGCUUGAUCCGUGUGCGCACGAGCAGUUUGGUGGACUGUUUGAUCUCUCGAAAUCCGAAGAAGAGCUCUCUUUGAUCUCUGAUAGCAUAACGGCACAAUAUAUUCGUGCUACAAGUGAGGAUUAUGAAUCUUUGUUUCAAAAUUGUAACGACUUUGAAGAGCUAAAAUAG